UACCACAUCAUCCUAAACUUUCGCACCUAUAUUUUUCCCAGAAAAAGAACUCCUUCAUUUUCCUUCCUAAGAAAAUAAACACACACCCAAACAUACAUACACAUAUGAAAAAGAAAAACCUGCCAUGAAUGCUUCAACCAAGCUUGGCAUAGCUCUCCUCGUUAUCUUCACAACAUGCCUUUUCGCUCUUCUCUUAGAGCUGGUUUACGUCCUUCAGCGAAAACGUCAACCAUUAAUCGUCAGCGGCGGCCCCGGUGUAAUCAGCUCUAAGGAACUACUGUACUUCUUCUGCUGCAAAAACAAACCAACCCGUGUGGAACCCUCCUCUGGGGUAGUGUCUACGACGCCAACGGAGGCUGCCACAGCGGUGGAUUCGGAGGCAGCCACCAUGGAGGAAGAAGAGUACGAGUUGGCAAAGUGGCAUGAGGUGUACGGACAAUCGAGGGUUUUGUAUACGAUAAAAGAAGGUGAAAGAGAAGGAGCUGACAGCGUCGAGACAUCUAGUGGUCAGAGUGAAACGAAAAGCGAGAAGAGGUUUUGUUUGUCGGGUCGGGUCGAAAUGCCCAAUGACGUGGCGGUUGUUGUUGAUGUGGGGGAAGAGGAAGCGACGCCCUUCUCAACGCCCAUCUCUUCGCCUUCUUACUUUACUCCUUCACCUUCUCCUGGUCGUGAUGUUGCGAUUUCGAUAUCGUCACUGGAAAAUGAUGACAUAAGAUCGUCGGAGACUGAAAGACCGGAAAGCGGAACUUUCAGUUUAAGCAGCGAAGGCGAGUAAAUUUUACUUCGCUUAAUUUACAUUGAAUAGUGAUCCAACUAUUCAAUUUGUUUUAUUUUAGCUACUCAAUUAUUAAUUUUUUAAAUUUAAUCAUUUAAUUUUUCAAAAUUAAAUAUUUUAGCCUUUCUUUUAUUAGUUGCCAAAUGAACCUGGUAACAAUUUUUUUAAAAGAUUUUUGUACCAAAAUAACUUUCAACUAUAUAUUUCACUUUGUUUUUCUUUU
Gossypium raimondii (Peruvian cotton) is the source of this 998-nucleotide messenger RNA. RefSeq lists its product as uncharacterized. The coding region runs from base 125 to 775 and encodes 216 amino acids. The transcript has a single exon. The record is from RefSeq and is a predicted model, not a curated record. NCBI's taxonomy places the organism in Eukaryota, Viridiplantae, Streptophyta, Magnoliopsida, Malvales, Malvaceae.